AUGGUGACAGAGCCCUCCUUCGACAAUAUCUCAUUCCCACUUACGCAUGGCGACGUGCCAAACGAAUGGGGAUGCAUACAGCUCUAUGUCGCACUCUUUGGCGUCACGAUAGCCAUCCACGGCCACGAGUCCAUCACGUACAAGAGUGUCUGGCUUUUCGCAACCGCCGUCGUCUGCGCCGCAGUAGAAGUCCUCGGCUACGCGACACAACGGCGCGAUGAUUGGGAGGGCUUCGGGCACGACGACCCGCGUAUGCUUCAGUCUGUCGCGACGAUAAUAGGGCCUACGCCGCUCUUCGCAGCCCACUGCUUCAUCAUGAGCAAUGUUUCUCGGGCUUAUUCUUGUGCUGUGUACGGCGGCCUUCGCCCGUCAACUGCGUGGAAUAUUAACAUUGUUACCAGGACAUCUUCGCAUCGGCGAUUCAGGGUGUCGGUAGUGGGAUUCGGUCGGAAGAUUAUGCUUCGAGGGGUUUCCCUCCACAUCGCCGUCCUCUCUUUCUUCGCGCUCUUCACUCUAGAGUUCUUUAGGCGCUACGCAUUGGACAGACCACAUCAGUCCUCCCUUGAAGCGCACCGGAAAGCAUCGCCGUCAAGAGGGUCGCUAACUGACCGUCUGAUACUCUGCCUAUCGCUCCUCGGUGGAUCGACGAUGCUACUCCUCGUGCGCGCCAUAGAGCGCAUGUUAGCCCUGGCUGAUGGUGAGGAGGGCGGUAUGGUUAGGAUAGAGGCCUGGUUGAAUAUCUUCGAUGCGGCGAUCAUCAUCGUAGCGUUGUCCUUAGACGACAUGCUCCAUCCUCGGUGGUUGUGGGAGGAGGGCCAGGCAAGGAGGAACGAGGAGGAAGAGUACCUCAUUGAUGAUGUACCAUGA
Molecule: messenger RNA, 867 nt
Organism: Schizophyllum commune H4-8
Lineage: Eukaryota; Fungi; Basidiomycota; Agaricomycetes; Agaricales; Schizophyllaceae
Exons: 6
Coding region: 1-867 (288 amino acids)
Cellular component (GO): plasma membrane; fungal-type vacuole
Source: RefSeq, a predicted model, not a curated record